UCCCAGUCUUGCGACAUCCCUCCCAAGACACCACACGCGUGUUGCGUUUAGACUGGAGGACCUCAAACAUGGGAGCCAUCAUUGGCGCGGAUGCAGCUCCUCAUCGGUUUUCAGAAGUUUGAUACUGCAGCCAUGCAUCUUAACUUUAGAGCCGACUGUUUUAGAAAGGGAAGGCGCUUUCGCUCUGUCAACAUGUGGCACCUGUACCCGAAAUAUUAGGCACCUCAAUGAGCAUUGAGUUCAGAACACUUAUUCCCCUCAGUGAUGGAAUGAAGACGAAACGUAUGAUGGAUGAUAAAUCCAGCAAGCUGAUCUUAGUUCCUAUUCUGGCUGUGCUUUUUGUUACGAUAGGUUACCAGUACAUAUGUCCCGCUGGAAGUAAUUCAUGCCCCCUGAAAAACGGAGACACGCUGCGGGGAGUGAGCCUGCUCUCCACUCGCUACCAGGAUGGAGAUGAUUUUGACCGGGACCAGGACCUGGAGGACGACCCGCCUUCGAAGGUGCCAUCAAAAUUCAACUUCACCGAGAGAGACUUGGACAGACACGUUGAGUUCAACAUAAAAGGGGACGACGUGAUCGUGUUCCUGCACAUCCAGAAGACAGGAGGGACCACCUUCGGCAGGCACCUGGUGAGGAAUAUCCGCUUGGAACAGCCGUGCGACUGCAAGCCCGGCCAGAAGAAGUGUACUUGUCACCGGCCGGGGAAGGAGGAGUCGUGGCUCUUCUCUCGCUUCUCUACAGGAUGGAGCUGCGGGUUGCAUGCAGACUGGACCGAGCUGACCAACUGCGUUCCUGUCAUUAUGGAUAAGAAGGAGGUCCAGAGGAAUAAAAGGAACUUCUACUACAUCACCAUGCUGCGCGACCCGGUCUCCCGCUACCUGAGCGAAUGGAAGCACGUCCAGCGCGGCGCCACGUGGAAGACCGCCCUGCACAUGUGCGACGGACGCUCGCCCACCCAAGACGAGCUGCCCACCUGCUACAGCGGGGAAGACUGGUCCGGCGUCACCCUUACAGAGUUCAUGAAUUGCCCGUCCAACCUGGCCAACAACCGGCAGGUGCGCAUGCUGUCCGACCUGAGCCUGGUGGGCUGCUACAACCUGUCGUCCAUGAACGAGAGCCAGCGCAACCACAUCCUCCUGAGCAGCGCCAUGAGCAACCUGAAGAACAUGGCCUUCUACGGUCUGACCGAGUUCCAGCGCAAAACCCAGUACCUGUUUGAGCGGACGUUCAGCCUGCGCUUCAUCUCGCCCUUCACGCAGAUCAACAGCACACGAGCUGCCAACGUGGACCUGAGCGAGGCUGUGCGCAGACGCAUCGAGGACCUCAACUACCUGGACGUGCAGCUGUAUGACUACGCCAAGGACCUGUUCCUGCAGCGUUUCCAGUUCAGCCGCCAGAGGGAGCACCAGGAGGUGCGCUUGAAGCGGCGCGAGGAGAGGCGCUGGAUGCGCGAGCAGCAAGCCAGGCCGCGGUUGGCCAAGCGUAGGGGAGGAGCGUAUAAAAGUGGGCGGGGGGAGUUUGAGAAGGCGCCCGACAGUGACUUCCAAAGCACCACUGAGGACUACACAAGCCAAGUGGCUCACUGGUGAUGCCAUCAAGAAGUGGUUUGGACUCACACAUGCCAUCGUUACAUUCGUCACCUGUUCCUCAGCUUUUAGUGUGCAGUUGUCUUACUUUUCAAAAUGUGCAGCGGCUCUGCCUCCAGCUGCCCUUUGGUGUCUUAACAUCUUCUAAUGCUGUUCAUAGAUUUCUAUCAUGUCAUGGCUGCCUUGGUUAUUUACAUGCGUUGAUUAGGACGGCUUUAAAAGAACAUAAAAGAACAGAGAAGCUGACUGCUUCAAUUAAAAAGUGAUGAAUGUCAUCUAGUAGCACAUAAUCCAUUUUAAAAUGUAGAUGUAGACGGUUGCAUGCCACAUGUUCACACUUAUACAGCUCUGUCAGUCAAGAAAAAGGAGCCCUUUUUAUGUAUUUAUUUCAUGCCAACGGCACCUUUUUCCUGGUGCAUGAAGACUGACUCUUAUGGUGUUUUAGUUGCAAUGCACUGUUUUCCUUUCACACGUGCAAUACCUUACUAGAGGAAACGCCUCAAAGUUUCUGCUAUACAGUGGAACCUCUGAAGUCCAACACCAUAGAAAUAAUGUACAUAGAGAUAGUCUGUUACAAGUUCAAAGUGUACCCAUCAUAUCUUUUAAGUCACGUAACAUGAACGUUAUUCUUAGCUGUCAUACAAGCGUAAAAAGACGUUUUUAAAAACACUAAAGCACAUUUUCACUGCUAACGCUGAGGACAUGUGACUCGGGUUAUUCACUCUUCAAGUAAAGGCAUGGGAAUACACUGCAAAUUGGCGAUAAACUUAAAUAUUGGCAAAAAAAAACAACACGUCUUGCAUAAUCGUCCGUCAUCGUAUCAACAAAAGCAAAAAACAAAAAAAUCAACUCCAAAGAAUAAGUACAGGUGGGCCUCGGUUUACGGCGCUGCGGGUGUUGGCGUUUCAUGUUUUACGUACGCUCUCCCGCAAAUUAAUUCUAAACUUAACUCGAGAACCGUUUAGAAAGGGGCGCGCCGAGGAAGAAUACACUGUGUGCGGCUCACGCCGCUCUCAACACCGGACGGUUGCGACUAAAAUUCAGGAUAAAGAUCGCAUUGUAGUGCAUCAACUGUGACUUACGUGAUAUAGUCCACUGCUGAUGGGGAUGUCAAACAACUUCAUGUAAAAAAAUCCGUACUAUCCCUUUAAAUUGUAUUUUUAGAAUGUGGCGCUAGCCAAUAAAAAACAGCCACGGGCUGCAAAUGGUCCCUGGGCUGCAUUUUGGACACCCCUGAUUAGGUAUAAGAUUCAGGUAACACCAAAACUUAAAAGUUGUAAAACUCGUACGUAACCCGAGGACUACCUGUACAAUUUGUUUGUUUUUUGUUGUUAAAAUAUUUGCAUAGAUGACUUUAUUGGCCCGAAAUUAAGACCAAAACACCAAUUGUGUUUUCAAUGUUAGUGAAAACAACAACUGGAAGAUUGCAAUAAAAAAAUAAUAUCCUACUUCUUAGCUGCUGGACAGUAAAAAUUAACAUCACAACCACUCCUGUUGUUUGCUAACAACCUUUGACACCCACCCAGCAAGUUCCUGUGUCACAUCUGCAUCUCUCCAGGUCACUGGUGUGUGUCUGUGUGUGUGUGUGAGUGACAGAAAGAAAAGCUCUGACUUGCUUGGGGUAAAAGUGGGGUAAAAGCCACCUGUUGGUUUGCUUGUAGAAAUAUCGACACCCUGAAUAUAAGACGACUUGUUUCGUAGGUGGGGAAAUGCCGUCUUAUAUUGUUUGUGUAUGUCGCAAACAUUCUCAAAAAAAAAAUACCGCAAAUGAGUUUUUGUGGUAAGUUUUGGGAUCCCUUGCGUGAUUACAUCUUGUACUGAGCAGCCAGGACAGAGCUCUGCAUACCUCUUUUUGCAAUAACUUGAAUUUCCUGUUCUAUGGCCGUCAUCACUUUUGUUGCGCCACCACCGAUACCUUUCUGUUUCGGCAAACACGAAACGGCCAAACAUAAAGCAAAAUAUGCUGACAUGUUUGAUUUUGGACUUCAAGUGUAUUUUUUCUUGAAAAUCCAAACUCUGUGAGCAGCAGUUUUGACUUUGGAGGUUCCACUGUGUUUAGAACGAUAGAAUGAAUGGCGAUGAGUCGAUGUUGCAGAGAAAAAUGAAAAACAAGCAGCUGCUGCUUAGAAUAUAAAAAUGUCUACCAUAUGUCACGCCGGUUUUUUUCCCCAUGGUAUCAGUGUGACAACACGUGAAGAUGAAAAGAGCGUUUCUUUUCCGGUGCUUUUAUGCUUCGUCUCUCAUAUUCCCUCGAAGUCCACCCACCGCUUAUCACGUUCACUAAUUGUUUUGUUUCUUUUUAUGGCACUUGUGAAACACCUCGAUGCCUUUUCUUUCUCCACGUUUCACAAUAUGUUCGCAACAGCGAACCUGUUUGAAGGGCGCAGGCUGAACGGUGUGAGAUGUUGAAUGAGUGUGGAUGAAUGGAAUAGCUCACCUGUCAUUUUCAAUCUUACCAGCGAUUUGGUGCACACUUGAAUCUUGAUAUCGCCUGGUGAAAAAAGACCUAUUUCAACAUAUUAAAGAAGAUUUGUUGGGUUUUUAUGAAUUGAUGGUGAAAAGACAGUUGAGGCAAAUGCUGUGUGUCAAGCAGCAGGAGUGAGGGUGUGACAGAUGGCACGAGCACCAUAUGAGCACGAUACAGUAUGUGCUGGAUACUAUGCGCUACACUCCACCACUUACACUAUACCGAUACUUGCAGUGCGUCGUUGUGAUGGUUAUGGGAUUUGCUUAUUGCAUUAUAUCAAAGCCUGUGGCCUAUAAGUGUGCGUGUGUGUGCGUGUGUGCGUGUGAGAGAGACUGUAUUAUUGACAAUGUAAUGACCCAUAUGUCUACCCUCUUCAUUGUCGACAAGCUAGGGAUGGGCAUUUUUUUAUUUGUUUUUUUAGAAACAAUUUUAAAAUUCUAUUGUUUUUAUUUAGUUUUUAAACCAUCGUUAUAAUUAUUACUAGUCACAACAAUAUUUAUUUACGUCUAUAUUAAUUUUUAUGGCAAAAAAAUACCAAGGAAAGUGUGUAUCUUAUUUAAAGAAUCUGAAAUAUUUACAUUUCCUAGAAAUAACACAAAAAUAAUGUAUUGUUAUUGUUUUAUUUUUGUUGUUCUUAAUGCUGAUAAUCAUUUGUAAUAAUUUCUGAUAAAGGAAAGUUGUAUUUAAAAUAUUGAUUAUAUAUUUUUGUAUUGUUUCGAUUUUAUUUGUACAUCAGUUUAAAAAAAAAUGCAUUGAUAUUAUUUCUAUUUAUCUUUAAUGGCAGCAAAUUAUUUUCUUUUGUUUAUAAAUAUGACAAAAAUGAAUAUAUAUUCUUGUUAUUUCUACAUUGAUCGUAUUCUUGUUAUUGUUUAUGAUAACAGUAAUUGAUAUUUAUAUGAAGUUAUAUUCCUAUUCAUUUAAAUUGAGGUACAUUUAAUUGCAGAGAAUGCAAAUGAAAGUGUUUUGCUCAUCUCCGUUUUUCAAGAAUAAGAAUACUAAUAUUCUUUUUAAAGUACAGUAGUACCUCGUUUAUCGCGGGGGAUAGGUUCCCAAAAUAGCCCGCAAUAAGUGAAAUCCGCCAAGUAGCCAGCUAUAUUUUUUGUACAACUAUUAUAUAUGUUUUAAGGCUGUAAAAACCCUCACCAUACACUUUAUGCAAUUUUUGUAGACAGUCAUUAACAUUUUAUCACAUUUCGCUCCCGCUUAAACACCCAAAGUUCACAUUUCAUUUGAAUUUUAAUGAUCAACGUGAUUGGACAGAAGAAAUUAAAUGACUCAUGCAUAUUUCACUCCUCUGAUCGCGGCUUGGCGCCGUUAGGCUGGAGCGUUUUUGUAACCUUGUUAAAACAUAUUCCUCCAUGAACCCAAGAUUCAUUUACAGUAUUCCAGGCGCUUUACAGCCACGUAACUUCUGCCUUCAUUCAGCAUGUAUGCCUGCCUGUUUCCUGUUGUAUGAUCACUAGCUAUCAUACAACAGGAAACAGGCAGUCCUGCAUGAAGGAGAUUGAUUGACAAUGGCCUACAGCCAAACAGAACGCAGAACACAAUGGGCAGGUUCUCCCUUAGCCACUCAGGACUAUUGUGGCUUUAUAUUUACUGAGACAAACUUGUCUGGACACGUCUUCGACUCUCACAUGAGUAUACUGUACAACACCCUCUACUGGUAGCAGUAGUAAAUUCAAUAACAGACACAUGCAACAGAGCACAGAUGGAUCGCUCUAAUACAGUGGUCCCCAACCUUUUCUGAUCCACGGACCGGCUUGUUUUCCACAAAUCUCCCGCGGACCGGGAGGGGCGGGGGGGCUCGUACAGUAUUGCGAUCUAAUUUAUCUUAUUUAUUAUGUAUUGUGUAAAACUAAGACAUGAAUAACAUCAAAUUAAGAGCACAAAAUGAAUGCCGACCCACCAUCCACCGGUUCAAGUUCCAGCCAAGUUUUUCCAGAGAGAUUAUUACAUCGCGGUUUGACGUGUGUGGUAAAAGGCAGUGUGCUAGCAUGAAUUAACUUGAGACAAAUGUGCACAUUAGCACUCAAUAAGUCAUCAAAACUUGUGAAAGAAAAAUGGUAAAAAUACAGUUGUAGUCUAUCUGUGCGGCAAGAGGUAACAAUGGACAUGCGUCAAAUGAGACGGAUGUAACAGAGAGAAUCCGGCCACUUUUCAAAAUAAAACAUAAAAACAUGAAAUAAUGGAAAUUAUUUUUUCUUUCUGUGCGGCCCGGUACCAAAUGACCAAAUGACCCACGGCCCGGUACCGGGGGUCGUGGGUUUGGGGAUCACUGCUCUAAUACACCACAAGACACAGAACACAGUGCGCGUUCAUGCACUAUUAUUCAUAUUAACAUAUUCAUACUAAAUAAUAAUAAUGUAUUUCUAUAUUCAUUUAAUAAUAACUUACUAUUUGAGACUGAAUCAACAGCGCCUCUGCUGGUUGCAGCAAGUAGUGUCAAUUGCAGACACUAGUUGGUUAUUAUGCCCAUCCCUGGUACAAACUAUUCAUUUUUCUUCCCAUAGCUGUAAGUAACAACACGACGUGUUAAUAAUAUGAAAACAAUGACACUGCCACUCUCAGACAUGCAUUUCUCUUCCAAGCUGAUUCAUAUAAUCAGUUUGUCUGCCCUUUUUGUCCUUUUUUUGAAUGUAUUACUAUUAUUUGCUAAAGAAUGGCUUUGCCUGAUGGAAAACGUCUCACCAACACAUGAUGGGGUUGAGGAAAGACAAUCUUUCUCCUGUGUAACCAUUUCUGUACAUGUUAAAAUGUCUUGUGGUCAAAUGAAUUGCCUUUUUCGGCGUGUGACAUUUAAUCUGCCAUUUUUCAUUGUCAGAUCUGGACAAAAAAAAAAUGGAUUUACGCUUAGACGAAAUAAAUGCAU
This is a messenger RNA of Dunckerocampus dactyliophorus (ringed pipefish), 6922 nucleotides long. RefSeq names its product heparan sulfate 6-O-sulfotransferase 3b (gene hs6st3b). Gene Ontology annotation, molecular function: heparan sulfate 6-sulfotransferase activity. The coding region runs from base 228 to 1589 and encodes 453 amino acids. The record is from RefSeq and is a predicted model, not a curated record. Lineage: Eukaryota; Metazoa; Chordata; Actinopteri; Syngnathiformes; Syngnathidae. Gene Ontology annotation, cellular component: membrane. The transcript is spliced from 2 exons.